Messenger RNA from Python bivittatus (Burmese python), 5678 nucleotides. The record is from RefSeq and is a predicted model, not a curated record. NCBI's taxonomy places the organism in Eukaryota, Metazoa, Chordata, Lepidosauria, Squamata, Pythonidae.
UGUUUUUUACAGAAUGCCACCGACAGUUCUUCUAAUUCUUCUCAGAAAAGAGAGCAGCCUUUACGAACACUAGCAUCUUCUCCACCCUUUGAGCAUCACCGAAUUUGCACCCGUGGCCACUUUCCUGAACAGUUUAGCCCUGAACAUUACCAUCAAGAACAAUCAAUUUUGCGAUCAUGUCGGCACGUCAGCUUCCCCGAUGAUGAUGAGGAGAUUGUACGGAUUAAUCCACGGGAAAAGAACUGGGUGACAGGUUAUGAGGACUACCGUCAUACCCCUGUGCGGGGGAAGUACAUUGAUCCCGAUGAUGGGGACUCCUAUGUGCGGUUUGCCAAAACGGAGGCCUCGAAACAUGACUACAAUUACCCUUACGUUGGUAAUGCUGAUUUCGAUCGAGGGGACGAUAUUAAGGGUGCCGUGAUAAAAACUCAGCCGGCUGGGUGUAAAAAGCGGCGGCGAAAAGAAGAUGGGGAGAGGUCACGGUGCGUCUACUGCAGGGACAUCUUCAACCACGAGGAAAACCGGCGGGGUCAGUGCCAGGAUGCUCCAGACAGAGUCCAAAGCUGUAUCCGCCGAAUCAGCUGCAUGUGGUGUGCAGACAGUAUGCUGUACCACUGCAUGUCUGAUCCAGAAGGAGACUAUACAGACCCUUGCUCCUGUGACACCAGCGACGAGAAGUUCUGCCUCCGGUGGUUGGCCCUAAUCGCCUUGUCCUUUCUGGCCCCUUGUAUGUGCUGUUACUUGCCCCUCCGGGCUUGCUACCACUGUGGGGUUAUGUGCAGGUGCUGUGGUGGGAAACACAAAGCAGCUGGAUGACAACGCUCCAAGCUGGUGAAGGCCUUUUUUCUUCCCCUUCUUGGUCUGGAGCAUUCUCAGAGUUUAUGCCCAUCUGAGCCAGCCUUGGGAGCCUGUUGGAAUCUAGGAACCAGACGGCUCCUUCUUUUUCCCUCCCACUUGGCUGCUAUGCAUUGAUUGCUCCCGGAGUUCUAACAGACUAAUGUACAACAUAGACUUUUGUAUUAUUGAUCUGUCAUCCAGCAGAAGGUCUUCUGUGUGGUCAUUCCUUCCCUCCUGCAAGGAAGAGAUUGAGGUGGGAAAGGUUGAAUGGGAUGGAAUUCGGAACAGCUCACAGGGGUAACCUAUAUUCAGCAAGCUUGUGGCACCUGUGAGAGUAUGGUACAAUGGAGUGAAAUCCCACUUUGGAUUGUGAUCACCUUGCAGUCAGUUAGAGGGUAUGGAUUUGUGUGUAUACAGAAGGUGUGUGCGGGUAACAAUUGUGCACCAUGGUAUUGUAGGGCUGACAAUCACACAAGCUACAGUUCCUGAAAAGUUCCAUCAUGGUUUUUGGUAGUCUUCUGGGAUGAUUUCUCUAUUCUGCAAGGAUGCAAGUGAAUUUUCUGAUUUUUGAGGGUUCAGCUAAAACGUGGGAAAUGAGCCUUAGUAUUACCUGUAUAAUAUGUGAGAAAUCUGAGAACUCCUGUGAUUUCAGACCAAUUUUUAUACACAAAAUGAAAACUUUAUAAAUAAAUCUCUCCUCUUCCUCUUUCCCCCAGCCACCGUCGCCUUUCUCUUCCAAAUAACAGUGGAAAUAUUAGCUUUGCAUUGAUGUUCUUCCCAAUGAAAACAGUCUUUAUGCUGUGGUGUUCCUAUCUGAGGCAAAGGGGGAUUUUGCAUGUUUUGAAAUUGGCACGUACACCCAUGCACUUGUGUACGUUGAAAGGAAAAAGAGGGAAUGUUGCUUUUAAACGUGGUCAGUAUGCUAAAGAUAAAGGAAAGGAUCCUCCUCCAUUUCCCCUUUUUGGAAUCCAGGGUGGGAGUGUGUCCGGAAUUAAUCUGAGGUUUUACGCUUUCCAGGGGGUUCCAGACUAAUCCAGAAAUAUAGGGAAGCCUCGGCUACAAGGCAUUUCAUUGGCCAGUGUCUUUGCCUUGAAGGCCUUUGAACCUAUGAGGGUGCUUUGAACAUUUUCUAUCAUGGAGGAAGAGACAGGACUGCCUGCUCCUGGGCUUGUUGGAUGUGGGUGUAGAUCUAACACAGCCAGAGGGCUCAAGGUCACUGCUGCCACAGCAUUUGACAAUCACUUAGAUGUAGGCAGGAACAUGGCUUCUUUUAAGCAUUCAGUUUCUUUCAAUGGAAAUGCAUUUAUUUCUUUUUUCUUUAAAGAAAAGCCUAAGAGGACAUGACACAUAUUGUCCCAGUCAUGAAUCCAGAGAUGCCUGGUGAAGCUUACUAAGGUAGUUAGUUUUAUUGGAGUUUCCCCAGAGAUGUUGCAGAGGUGGGAAGGGGAGAAUUAAAAGAAGCAUUUACUCAUGCUUUUAGUACCAAUGCACGCUCCAGCCUCUGCCCCUUUUCUUCAUCUACAUGCAUGCCUUUGUCCUUAGGUGAAAUUGACUAACUGAGAAAGGUUGCCCCAUCCAGGCAGCAUGUAUCUUCCAUUCCUCAAGUUCCUGGAUCUGCAGAGUAGCUAUACUGUGAACGUGAAUAAUUCCUAGUGGAGUUGGGUCAAUGUUACUACUUCCUCUGUUUCCAGUUCAGUGACAUCAUACACAGAGAGGAAGCAAAAAAUAUUGAGGCAAAGUUGCCCCAUGGUGUUUACAGGGUUCUCUGUCAUUGGCCUGAACCAACACCCCACCCCCACCCCCAGCUAUCUGCCGUGCAGGCAACAGGAUCAACCUGCAGUUGGCAUAAGACCAUGUUGCUCUUCACUCUCAAAUGCACUGAACCAGCAUAUUUGGUAUCUGCAGAGAACCAGAGCAAAUAAUCCUUGGAUCAGAGUUGGAUGAACCCUAGGCCCUCUUACCCUCCUGCCGUGAAAGUACAGUAGAUACUAGGACCCUUCAAAUACUUUACUAGCCCUUCAUAUCAGAAAGGUGGGUCCUGCUGGAAUCACUAGGCAGCCCAACACUUGCAAGCAGUGAAUUUGAAUAUAACCUGAUAGCGCAUAAAGCGUGCAUGCGUUGCAGAACCUGUAUCAGACCUGCUUCUUUGGUUUCUAAGUUGUAAAAUACAGCACGGUGAAGCGAUACCUUAAUUUUGUGAGGUUUUGACUUUCGUUUUCUUUAAAGCCAUGUCUUGUGUACAAGGCUUGUAAUAAGCUGGGGAAAUAAUAUUUUUCUAAUAUAUGAUGUGGAAAUAGCAAAGGUUUUAUUCAAAGGAAUAAAGUGUAGAACAGUUUAGCUAUAAUAUAGCAUAGUACAGUCUGAAUAUUCUGAGGCAGCUAGGCACUGGCUUGUGAGAACAGGCACUGCUGCUCGUGCUUUGGGCAGCCGACUGCCGGGGCAUGUGUGACCUUGCCCCCUCCCACCUCUUCUAUUGCACAUUGAAAGAAGUCUUAAUUAAACGAAAAGGAAAUGGCUUUUCAUUUUUGCCAAAUAGCAGCAACGAAGAGUGAGCACGCUUGCAUUGUUCCAUGCAAAACAGGCCAGCAGCUCCUUCCAGGAGUGUUGUUGCUUUGAUCUCAUUUCAUUGCAUAUGCAACAACAGUCUGUGAUGUUAUGGCCAAAUCCUGCAGCCAGAGCACCCCUGGUUCUACUCAGGCAUUGAUUUCACGAUCAGAGGACAUUUCCCCCUUUUGCAGCCCUCUGCUCUGGGCACGACGUAGAAUGCAUUGGACCAAUCCAGAAAGACUUGGGCUGGGAUCCAGCACCCUUGCAGUGAACAACCCUCAUGAAUCCAACCUCCAUCCCAACUUUUUGCCAUAUAACAAGCCACUCUUAAAACUCAGGGCACCUCAGGAGAAGUCUUGGGGAAAGGCCACACUGGCUUGCAGGUGUCAGUGUAGAAACCAACCUAAGAUCUUGAGUCAGCUUCUCCUUGCAUUGCAGGACCUGCUGGAACAUACCCCUAUGUUCCCAUGCUGCCUGAGCCUUGUUCCAAGCUCCUGGCUCCUGCUAAAGCCCCUCCCCAUGCCAAUAUGGCUGUCCUUUUUGGGAAGGAGCUGCUCUUUCCCCUGGGGGUUUCUUGUGUCACCUUUGCAGCUGAGAGUACUUGGCUGUAAACUUUCUGUCACAAAGGUAAAGCGAGGACAGUGCAAACGCAGAUCUUUGACGUAUUAUGCAGAACAGUGAUACUGGGAUUGGGGCAAUUGGUUUUAGUUCUUCAUUUUAUUGUGAACCACCUAAUUUUGCAUUUUCAAACUAUACAUGAAAUGAAAUUCACUUAUCUUUUGAAAUGUGCACUCAUGUGAAUGUUGGGUUGCAAUUCUCCAAACAAAACAAUGAGGGAUCAGGUAUCAGGAGAAAGGCGACCAAAAAGAAUUAGUGUGUAGAAUUGCCUUCUGCUGGGAAAUAUGCUUACCAUUUAGCACAAAAAUGGUACAAAUAUUCACCUAAAGUUUGUACGUAUUUAAAAAGAUCAAUACAAAAAUGGGAUAAGCCAAGUUUAAGGCUUGGAAAAAUUAGAAAUUGAAAUUAACUUCUACCCUUGACCGAGGGUAGAAGUCUGAACUGGAUCACUUCAUCCUUCACUUGCCCAGGGAACCAUGUAAUACUGUUCUUUUUUUUUUAGCAGAUCAGUGAGAUUUGACAUAAUCCUCUCCUUGAAGGACUAGUUUACUAUACGUCAAGUAUUUAAAACACAAUUCCUCAAUUGCAGCCUGCAGUUCUAUGUAACAUGUAAGUCAAUUGGCUCUAAGAUCUCCAUUGUUCAUGUUUCAAAUUCCAAAUUUGGGAUUUGUCUGUAAUAUAUAGACAACAUAUAUAGUAUAAAUGAAAAUAUUGCUGUUAAAUUUCCUUUUGUGGAAAAGUGCUAAACGGUAAGGGAAGCUCUUCACUUUAUUUUAGUAUUAUUUUUUUAACUCGGGGGAAAUUCAUGGGGAAAAUGCAUAUUUUUGUGCCUGACAGCAAAUGACAAAUCUCUAAAGGGUGACUAGAAAACAUCAAGCCAGCCUCAAAAUAAAAUAAUGGAACAACUUUAUUAUCAUAGUGAUUAUUGCAAAGUUGUCCCAUUCUCCCAAAUUUCUGUAAGGUCUUUUUCCUCUACAAAGCACAACACUACAGAAGAGAUCUUAAGGAUUGUCAAGCUUCUCCAUUUAAGUGCCCCUAUUUAUUUUGCUAAAGCAGCUAAAACUCUCCAACUUCCUACCUGCCUUUUCUGUAAAUUCCCUCUUCCCACCUCUACCUUGGCUUUGUUUGAAUCCUUGGCACUUUGUUUCACGUUCCUUCUUUCUCCCUGUGUGUUGGAGCAAGAGGAUUGUUUUGGGAAGGAGGCUUCAAGAGGGGCACAAGAGCAGAAACGGGGGAACGGGGGGUGUAAAUAUUUCCCCUUGAUCUCCACACCGCAGCUGAUCAGUGUGUGGUGUCUUCUUCCUCUCAGCUUUUCAGUACUGACAGUAAUCAUCUGAGAAAUUAUUCAGAUUUUAUUUUUGUAUCUGUGGUAACAAUCCAUUAACGAAAAGAUGUUUCUUUUUCCUCGGUUGUGAUUUUUUUCAAGCUAUUGCUCAUGUUAACAGAUUUAAGUGCCUGAAGCAACCUUCCAUUAUGUAUCUGUAUACUAAAAGUUAAAAACUCAGUUGUAUUGAUUUUUAUAAGCCUUUUUACCUCUGUGUAAAGAAUAUAUAUACAAGUGUAUGAUGUACAUUUUAGUUCUUAACUUCUUUUUUAUUGUUUCUAAUAAGUAUGAUCAUUGUAGCUAUUGCUUUAAAAAUGUACCUUGUAAAUAUAAAUACAUCAUAUAAAAACAA